Cylicocyclus nassatus is the source of this 1209-nucleotide messenger RNA. Lineage: Eukaryota; Metazoa; Nematoda; Chromadorea; Rhabditida; Strongylidae. The record is from the annotation of a GenBank genome assembly.
AUGGCGGAUCUAUUAGCACACUUUCCGGCUCAGGAACAAGUUUUAUGCGCAGAAGUUGAUGAUGCGCCGGUUGAAGGAGGUACAACCGAAACUAGGGGUGGAAACGGACCUGGCCUUGUUGAGGGCAGGGUAACCUCAGUUCUGCCAACAAAUAGGUUUGAGGACGCUCAUGCUGCACUUCUGAGAUCUCCGCUCACUCACAAGGAUCAGUCCAGAACUCACCAGAAUGUUCGAUACGAAGUCACGAUUGGCACAUGCGAUUGCGACGAAGAGAACAAUUCGCACUACGAAAGAUGCGGGGCAUGUGCACCCAGAAUGACAUGCACAUGCCCCGCAUCUGUCAUCGCUGGUGUAGCCUGUAUCCACCGCCACGCGGUUGCCACCUUUAGCGCUGAAGCUCGCAAUAUGUUGCCUGUACCGCGUAAUUGGCUUUCUUCAAACAAAGCGGUCAUGGAUCCACCUAGUCCAUGUGCAUUCGAAGACGCUGAAGAAAUCGUACCCGCCGCUGAUUUAUACACGUCCGAUGAAUACUUUGAUCCGGAACAUACAACAUCAUCGACAUUCGAAAACUGUCCUUCAGUUGAUGUCCAGGACAAGGCAAAGGAAGAGUUCAUCCAAUUUGACACUGUAUGUACUACUCCAUUCAACAUCCCCUUUAAUCAAUUGCGCGAAGCUGCUGUGGGUGUUAUGGAACGUUGCCUUCCCGAAGAGAAGACUCGUCCUCUGUUUCUGCCAGUGGAGUGGAGAUCAUCUCUUGUUCUUUAUGACGGUGUCACCGAUCUUGUAACCCUUCCUAAAAUGAGUACGAUGCGAAUUGCGCUGAACAGCACUGCUAUGGAUCUCAUGUUCUACCAUAAUCCCUUGUAUCGUACUGAGAUUGGUGGUAUGGUCAAGCAACUGAACCGAAUAUAUUUACUUUUUAUUGGGAAUAAUCCCAACUUUCUUAGUACAGUGUCAGUUUUGCGCAUUCACUUGGAUCUGUCAUACCUUACGACAUAUUACUUCAUUGGUCUCCUCUUGUGCUUUAUGACAAAUAUGUUACUCAGGCAGUGGCCUGAUCUUCAUAUGAAAGAAUGCACUGACCCUUCUAGUCUUGAGGUUUUAAAGGCUUUCCAGCAGGCUAGGGAUAGAUUGUGUGAGAAAAUCAAGGAAGGAAUCAAUGAAAUGUCGCGAAGCAAAGACGAGGAACUUCAGUGUAACGUAAAUUAA